This is a messenger RNA of Hipposideros armiger (great roundleaf bat), 707 nucleotides long. It is a transcript of the gene DHRS12, whose product is annotated as dehydrogenase/reductase 12. The record is from RefSeq and is a predicted model, not a curated record. Lineage: Eukaryota; Metazoa; Chordata; Mammalia; Chiroptera; Hipposideridae.
UGUAACCGCUGGCGGCUCCCGAGGGGCGGGGGCGGGGACACCGAGAGCGCGGGGCUGCGGGACGGUGAGUGCGGCCCGCGCCCCACCGUGUCCCUCUUCCGCCACGCCGUGUGGUUCGUCCAGGGGCUGCGCCAGCACACCAAGUCAGGCGGGCAGGGCGGCUAUGCAUCUGCGUGUAAGGACUUUGUCCCUGAUGACUUGGGGGUCCAAGUUCCUGGAAGAGGCUUCUUGGUCACAGGCAUUGGAAAAGCAACUGCUACUGAGCUAGCCAAGCAAAGUGGCACAGUUCACCUGGUUUGUAGAGAUUGAGACCAAGCGGAAGGUGCCAAAGGUGAGAUCAUCAGGGAGAGUGGUAACCAGAACAUCUUUCUGCACAUUGUGGACUUAUCUGAUCACAAGAAAAUCUGGAAAUUCAUUGAAAAUUUCAAGAAGGAACAUAAACUCAGUGUUCUGAUCAAUAAUGCAGGUUGCAUGGUCAAUACAAGAGAGCUCACGGAAGAUAGACUUGAAAAGAACUUUGCUACUAACUCUCCAGGUGUGUGCAUUCUAAUGAUGGCCCUAAUCCCUGUGUUGGAGGAAGAACAUGACCCCAGAGUGGUGAGCUGACUUUUGGGCUGUUUUAGGCAGCAGGUGGUUCUGACUGAGCGGUGGGUCCGAGCGCACCAGGCCAUCCAUUUUUCGUCAGUGCAUCCUGGCUGGGUCGACAC